AGCCGCAGAGCUUCCCCAUUGAUGAGUAAAAUCGUCUGGCGUUAGACAAGUAAAAAAAUAAGUAGGGUGCACUGAGGCGCAUUGUGGCUCAACGGGUUAAUUUUGAUUGGAUUUGGAUUGUAGAGAAUAAGGUUUCAAUUUUCCUUGCUGAAUGUGUAGCUGUUAUUAACUCAACUAUUAUAACAUAAACCUCAUUGAUAUUUUUAUGUUUAGGUCAAGGUCUCGUUCACCAAGGAGGGAUCGAUCCAGGAGCAAAAGUCAUUCUCCAAGGUAACAUACAGUACAUUUGAGUAAUCUGGAGAUUAAAACCACUUCAAUGUUUCAACAACUUUGUUUGAAGGUUUGUGACCUGACUAUAGUGAACUCAGAUCAAUUAUAGCAUAUGGCCCCCAUAAGUUAGUUCUGAAUAGAACUGCCUCAUUCUUUAAUCCUGUUCUAUUUAUCCAUGCCAGCUUUAAUUGAUAAGUUGGGCUAUCCCAGGUCAAAAAACAGGACAGUUUUGUACAGUGUUAAUUUAUGGGGAUCAUAUACUACAAUAGAUCUGUGAUCAAUUAGUGGUCUUGCACUGACCAUGCAAUCAUACCAACAGGCCUCCAUUUGACUUUUUCAAUUACUUCAGACUCGAACCAUACACAGUCACUGGAUCCCAAGAUUGACUUCAAGAAAGAGCGCUACAUUUAUGAUUAAAAUCAGUCAUAUAUGUUUGUAUUAUUUUGUAGAAGAAGAAGACGGCGAUCCAGAUCUAAAUCUGAGUCUAGGUCCAGAUCAGGAGAUCGUAAGGAUAGAGAAUCAAGGUAAGAAUGAUUAUCAUUAUUGAUGAUGUUAUAGAAUGGCAAUCAUACAUGUGUUGUCAAAACCUGAUGUGUCCAGGUCAACUUCUCUUGUCAAAGAAGUUUAAACCUGGCUUUAUAAGACAAGUUUAUAUUUUUUUAUAUUAGUUGUAUUAGUUACAUUUUGUUAUAUAUAUAUAUAUAUAUAUACAUAGCAUAAAAAGUGCACAUUUAUAACAUCUGGUUCAGUCUAUAACAUAAUACUUUUUUCGUAAUUAUUGUAAAUUCAGAAGUUGUUAUUUGUCUAAACAAUUUAGGUCACAAUCAAGAUCUAACAAAGAGAAAAGUGGUUCAGAAGAUGAAGAAAAAGAAAACAAAAGAAGGUAUGAAACAUGAACAUGAGUGCAUGAUAAAAUCAGUAAUAGGUUUGAGAGCUUCUGUACCAUGGUCUUUGCUAGACAUCAACUGUUCUUGUAUUAAAAACAAAAUUUUAAUUUUGUUUCAAAGCAGCAAGUCAAUGCAAAUAGAAAUAUUUGAUGUGCAAAUCAUGGACAUAUGUUUUUUGCUAAGUAAUAUAAUUUUAAAGUGUCUGUGCCAGUGUAGGUAGUGCCAAUAAUAUCAACAAGCUUUUGUUGGUAGGGAUGCAAUAUACCUGAAAGUAUGCAACUACCUGCUAGGGAUACAACUACCCUUAUAUUUUUCAGAUUGUUGCAUCUCUGCCAAUGAAAGCUUGUUUAUAUAUAAUUUAACAUACUAAUUUUUGUUUAACCCUUCAAAUGGCAAUGUGCCCUGACGUGUCCUACUGUAUUAUUUCACUCUGUCUAAUGCCAGACGAUUUUACUCAUCACAAGGAGGGUGCUACUGCCACUCAAUGGGUUAAUCAGACUAUCUGCCCAUGCUUCCUAAGCCUUCCUUUUAUUCCUAAAAACUGGCAAUGUGCUUACUGUAUUAUUUUACUCUGUCUAACACCAGAUGAUGUUACUUGUCAAGAGGGAAUGCUGCCACACAUAAAUACACAAUGGGUUAUUGAUAACUGAUGAUGUUUCUUGUAGAAGUUCAGAAAAGAAUGAUGAUGAAGAUGAUAAUGAGGAACAGAAUAAAAAAGAUCAAGAUGAAGAUGAUGAAGAAAAUGGAUAUGAAGAUGUCACUGAAGCUAAGGAAGAUGAUCCUGAGAAAGAUAAAGACGAUAAUGAUGAUGAAUGAUCAUAACAUUACACAACAGCUGUUCAUAUUUUUUCUAUUGUAAAAUGUUUUAUCUUAAAUAUUCUUCACAUCCAUUCAAACGGUGGCAAACACUUAACAAGAUAUUAGUAGUGCAAAAUUCAAACCUACAGUAUUCCCAAUCUUUUGGUGAGAAAAUUUCAGUCUUUGAACAACUUCCAAUCAACUUCAACUCCAGGUCAAUGAACAUUUUUAUAAUUGGACGGUUCUCUAUUUUUCAUGGCUUGGAAGCACAUGCUUUUUUGUUACAUACAGCUAAGUUGUUCUCUUGAUCAGCAAGGCGUUUCUGGGGCGUGGUCACCUAGGAAUCACUGACUGGACUCGAAGCCUGCCUCCCAUAGUGUUUGCCACCGAUUUCCAACGCUUUCCAAAAACAACUUGCUUACGAGAAAGGAGUAGAGCUGAUGAAGGAUUAUUACAUUCUACAAAGUGAUCAAGCUCUAAAACGUAACAAUUAUCAGUUUGCUUUUUAUCUUUUUUAAGGUUGCUUUCCAGUUAAUGGAGAGGUUUAGCAAAGACGACGCGACGUCCAAGACGACGUGAAAAUGGCGUGAUAUGCCCAUCUAUGGAUGUGCCCACGUCGUCUUUGACGUCGCAUCGUCUUUGCUAAACCUCUCUAAUACAGAGUGCAUGUACGUGCACGCAUGGAAAAGUUUAAAUCUGAUACCUAUAACUUAUAAUAACUCGUAUAAAUGACGUCAAACGCUAAUGUACCAUCAUUUGGAUUUUAAUAAUUGUAUGUAUGUUCCCUAUAUUUUUACGAAACUGCUUCGUCCCCUAAUUCGUCACUGGCGUGGUUUGGGUGUUAGCACUACAAUAUUCCUAGAAGUAGAAGAUAACAGAUAUGGAAAAUUCACCUGAAAUCUCCCACGAUGUGCCACAAUUAUCAAAUCAGAUCUUUGCAUGUCAGGCCUAGUUGCCAAUGACGAUAAAUAAAUAUGGGUACCAACUCAGAAUAUAACUUGGCUUGGCGUAAAUGGCAUGAUAGCCUUUGCAUCACAUCGCCUAGAGAAAUAACUACUAUUC
Molecule: messenger RNA, 3017 nt
Organism: Paramuricea clavata
Lineage: Eukaryota; Metazoa; Cnidaria; Anthozoa; Malacalcyonacea; Plexauridae
Source: the annotation of a GenBank genome assembly